AUGUUCUCCAUGAGCCCUGUCGCAAAAGAAAUCCAGAAGCGAGAAGCUGAUGCUUGGCGCCAUGGGCCUGCUCACAUACCCAGUCCCGCACAUGUACAGUUCAAGCCUUUGGCACCUGGAAAGGAUCUAGACUCUAUGAACCGAAUCAUGCUCAAGUCGUUGGAGGAGAGCAUGGAAGAGUGGGUCCCCCGAGGCUCAGAAUCCCGCAGGACGCCGCUCUUUGAAUGGGUCAAAGAGGUCCUUGUUGUUCCCACCACCAACGGGGUUUACGGUCCUCAAAACCCAUAUCAGGACAGUGCUGCUCGGAAAGAUUACUGGUAUGUCUCCACCAUCGCUAAGUGCUACGGCAUGGUUCUAAUUCAUACCAGGACCUUCUUCGAUGGACUGCCUCUAUUGAUCAAAGUAGGACGUUUCUUCAUGAAGGACAGUGUCGCAGCUAUUGACUCGCUGGGUCUCGCUUGGCAGAAACACAUCCAACAAGGCGGCCACCUGAAACACUCGGGUUUCAUUCAAAAGAUGGACGAGUACUACACGGGCCUAGGCUACCCAAUCGCGGAUUACUCGCAGCUCAUUGUUGGCACAGCUGUGGCAGUACUUGGCAACACCUUACCUUCCGCAUUUUGGUUCAUCCUACACCUCUAUGCGGAUCGCAAAGUAUACGAAGCGUGCCGCGAAGAAAUCCUUGAACAAGUCGUGCAUAGCAAGGACGAAGACGGCAACUCCAUUCGAACAGUCGACAUAACUGCACUCAAGACCCAGUGUCCGCUGUUCCACUCCGCUUUCAAGGAAGUCCUCCGCUUGGAAGCAGUGGGUACCGGCGUGCGAGGAGUGGAAGAAGACCACAUGCUCGAUGGCAAAUACCUCCUGCGGAAGGACGCUCUCGUCUUCAUGCCUUUGGCGUCUCAGCACUUUGACCACGAGCGCUGGGGUGCGGAUGCAGAAGAGUAUUGUUACAAUCGCUUCACAGACAAGACCCGGCCGCGGGUAAGCAACGUCUCUUUUCGCUCGUUUGGUGGAGGCACCACGUUAUGCCCUGGUCGUCACUUCGCAACGACAGAGCUGCUUGCAUUUGCAGCGAUGCUGUUGCUGAGGUUCGACAUCGUGCCGAAAGAUGGCAAAUGGGUUAUCCCAACCUCGCUGAAUGCUGAAAUGACCACAAACAUGCCGGCGCCUGACUUCGACGUCGAUGUUGAGAUACGAAGGAGGUCAAAUGACGAAGAUGUCAAGUGGGUGUGGAGGUUGAGUGAGAGCGAACAUUCGGUAAUGCUCGGCGACGAGGACGAGCAUGGCAACUUAAAGGCUUGA
This is a messenger RNA of Didymosphaeria variabile, 1305 nucleotides long. RefSeq lists its product as uncharacterized. Gene Ontology annotation, molecular function: monooxygenase activity; iron ion binding; heme binding. Lineage: Eukaryota; Fungi; Ascomycota; Dothideomycetes; Pleosporales; Didymosphaeriaceae. Bases 1 to 1305 code for a protein of 434 amino acids. The record is from RefSeq and is a predicted model, not a curated record. The transcript has a single exon.